Funneliformis geosporum is the source of this 168-nucleotide messenger RNA. NCBI's taxonomy places the organism in Eukaryota, Fungi, Glomeromycota, Glomeromycetes, Glomerales, Glomeraceae. The record is from the annotation of a GenBank genome assembly.
AUUUUGAAGGAAGUAUAGAAUCUGAGUCUGUUGGGAAAGUUCUAAACCUAAUAGCAGAAUCAUACCCAAAUUUGGAGUAUCUUAAUAUAUCUGUUUUAGGUAAUUUAUUUCAAUGGAAAAUUGAUAAAGGUCUAACUGCAAUCGCAGAUUCAUGUCAUAAAUUAGAAU